Corythoichthys intestinalis (scribbled pipefish) is the source of this 2776-nucleotide messenger RNA. RefSeq names its product general transcription factor II-I repeat domain-containing protein 2A-like. Bases 287 to 2107 code for a protein of 606 amino acids. The transcript has a single exon. The record is from RefSeq and is a predicted model, not a curated record. Lineage: Eukaryota; Metazoa; Chordata; Actinopteri; Syngnathiformes; Syngnathidae.
CAUACGGCCCGCGGGCCGGAACCGGCCCCCAAGGAGGUUCGAUCAGGCCCGCAGGAUAAUUUGAAAGUGGAAAAAAUGCAUAAAAAACAUGGAAUUAAUAUUUUUAAUUUGCUGCAAUUCAUGGAUUAUCCGCUAAGGGGCGCACUCUUUCCAUCAGAGUAGAAGACAAGCCGCAUCACUGAGACAGACUGAAAACAGCAGACGGUAUCAAUGCGCCAUCUGCUGCUUGUUACGACGUUGUUAAUACAUUGGUCUCUACCUCUCCGCUACACCCUCAUUAGCCAAAAUGUCGUUAUCCAAACGGAGAAAAGUAGAUAAGGAGUGUAGAAUUUUCAAAGAAAAAUGGACCACGUCCUAUUUAUUUACAGAGAUGCACGGAAAACCUUUGUGCUUGGUGUGUUUGCAACAAGUUUCGGUAUUGAAGGAAUAUAAUAUUCGACGCCACUACGAGACUCAUCACAGCGAAAAAUAUGACGGCUUGCAAGGACAACUGAGAAGAGAUAAGAUUAACGAAUUGCUGGCGGGUCUGAGGAAACAGCAGUCAACUUUCAUCAAGAGCCGAGAAGUCAGUGAAGCAGCGGUAAAAGCCAGCUACCUAAUUGCUAGCGAAAUAGCAUUAGCAUCGAAGCCGUAUUCCGACGGUGACUUUGUUAAACGAUGCAUGAUGAAGGCGGCUGAACUUGUAUGUCCCGAGAAGCGACAAGCUUUUGCCAAUAUUAGCCUGACGAGGAAUACUAUAGCAGAGAGGAUUUUGGAACUAUCGGCAGAUUUAGACAGUCAAUUGAAACAGAGAGCCAAGUCAUUUAUUGCAUUUUCCGUGGCAAUUGACGAGAGCACUGACAUCACAGACGUGGCCCAACUGGCCAUAUUUAUUCGAGGAGUUGAUGAGACAUUGACUGUUACUGAAGAGUUUCUUGAGUUGGUGCCAAUGAUGGACACCACAACAGCCGAGGACAUUUUCGGCUCUGUCGUUGCUGCAUUGGACAGAGUUGGAGUGGACUGGUCCCGCGCUGUCAGCCUGGCUACAGACGGCGCACCAUCCAUGGUCGGAAAGAAAGCAGGUGUCGCGACAAAGUUCAAAGACAAAGUACAAGCCCUUAAUGGAGGAGAUCGUUUCUGGACAUUUCACUGUAUUUUGCACCAGGAGGCAUUGUGUUGCAAGUCGCUGAAAAUGGACCACGUCAUGGAGGUGGUUGUUCGCACUGUAAAUUUCAUCCGGUCCAGAGGUCUGAACCAUCGUCAGUUUGACAAACUUCUCAGCGACAGCAACAUUACCCACAGCCUGCCAUACCACACUGAAGUGAGAUGGUUAAGCCGAGGCGCUGUGCUGAGGCAUUUCUUUGAUCUACGAGAGGAAAUCGGACAGUUCAUGGAGAAAAAAGGAAAACCGGUGUUGGAAUUACAAUCUCAGGAAUGGCUACGGGACCUUGCAUUCUUGGUUGAUAUUACUGAACACUUGAACAAUCUGAACAAAAUGUUGCAAGGCCGCAAAAAAAUUGUCACACAGUUUUCGGACAACAUACAUGCAUUUAAGUUGAAGCUGACUUUGUGGGAGAUGCAACUGGCAAAUGGCAUCCCUGCUCAUUUCCCCCGUCUGAGAGAAGUGUGUGUGACCAGACCUGAUGCGGACAUGAAACGGUACAAAGACAAAAUUGCAGGACUACUGCAGGAGUUUGAGAAACGUUUUCAGGUAUUUGGUGAACUUGAGACAGAAUUUUCAGUUUUUCGCUCACCUUUCACAGUUAAAGCUUCUGAUCUGCCGGUCGAAAUUCAGCUAGAGAUAAUUGAUUUGCAAUGUGAUGCAGAUUUGAAGGGCAAAUUUGCCUCUGUAGGUCUGGACAGAUUUUAUCAGUAUCUACUACCAGGGUACCCCAAAUUAACAACCCUGGCUGCUAAAAUUUUGUGCAUGUUUGGGACAACCUACCUUUGUGAACAAAUUUUCUCAGUGAUGAAUCUCAAUAAAACAAAAAUGCGUUCAAGGCUCACAAACAAGCACUUAAAUGACAUUCUGAAAGUGACAGCUAGUCAGGACAUGACACCUGGUGUUGAUGCACUUGUACAGGCCAAAAGAUGCCAAGUUUCAGGAACAAAUACAAGUCCAGACUAGACUAACACCUUUAAAAUGCUGCCUUAGAUACCGUUUGCAUUGAAAGAAUACAGCUCUGUGAAGAUGAAUCCUUACUGUGGUGAUUUAAAAAAUGUGCACUUUAAUGUUAGUCAGCAGCUUCAAAACAAAAGUUGUGUGAUGGAAUUCUACUGUUCAUACAACUCCAUACAUUUUCAGUAUGUAUUGUAUGUUUCAUGUAUAAAGUUUACAGAUUUACAGGAAUUGUAUGUUUCAUGUAUAAAGUUUACAGAUUUACAGGAAAGGCGAACACUUUCUUCAUUGCACAUUUAAAAUCACUCUCCUUAGUUUGUAAGGUGUACGCAGGGAUUACAUUUAGAUUUUAUAUGCGUAUGUGUAAGUGGUUUAAAAAUUCCUUUCUUUAAAAGUCUCAUUUAAUCUUAAAGUGCAUUACUAUAUUUUUCAGUACCAAUUAAAGUUUUGUGCCUUUGUACAAUCAGUGGGAUCAGUUGCAAUGCAUAUUUGUGAAUGAUAAAAGUAAAUUGCACAUUUGUCUAAGGAAAUAUGAGGUGUUUCGUGAAAUGUUUUGUAAAAGGAUAGUUCAUUAAAUUUCAAUAUUUUCCUAAUGUUCUUGUGCUUCUUUACACCAAAACAAAGGAAACACAUGAUAUUUUGGUUAUUUAUAGCAGAGUAUGGUAUAAUUUUAAUGGU